Lates calcarifer (barramundi perch) is the source of this 772-nucleotide messenger RNA. RefSeq names its product urotensin-related peptide 1 (gene urp1). Gene Ontology annotation, molecular function: hormone activity. The record is from RefSeq and is a predicted model, not a curated record. The transcript has 5 exons. Gene Ontology annotation, cellular component: extracellular region. NCBI's taxonomy places the organism in Eukaryota, Metazoa, Chordata, Actinopteri, Centropomidae. The coding region runs from base 158 to 568 and encodes 136 amino acids. Gene Ontology annotation, biological process: blood vessel diameter maintenance; regulation of blood pressure.
GCCUGAUCCAUCGUGUCCAAACCAUUAAGGAGGAGACUGGGUGUGAUGAUAAUGUAUUGAUCAGAUUGUGAUGGAUGGCCGCUGAGGAUAUAUAAGUGAAGUUCUCAGUCGGGACUGAGGUAUAUUCCAGAUUUGACCAUCUGAAGAAAGAGGCACCAUGCUUUCUGUGGCUCUGUUUUACCUCGUGGCUGUGAUUUGUUCUGCAAGACGGACACAUGCUCUGCCUCUGUACCCUGACACCAACCUGGAGCCACAGGCAGAGUUCAUUCAGAAAUUAGUGUCAGAGGUCGAGGAUGGGCCCAACACUGCUGAGGGGGAACAAAGAGAUGUGAAUAAUCUGUAUCCUCUGCUGCUGCAGCACAACGGAGGCAGAGACUCCUGGAAUAAAGGGACUAAAGAUUCAACACAACAAGAUAGGUUUGCAAACAUGGUCGAUGACCUCAAAGAGGCUGUUUUGAAGCUGGCGGCGGCCGACAAACUUCGCUCUCAGGGUUUUCUCAGAUCGGAGCAGAACUUGCCAAAAACGAACAAAAGAGCGUGUUUCUGGAAAUACUGUGUGACCAACUAAAGCACAGCGGCAGCGGCGAGAGGACAUUUGGUGAGAUUUUGGCGAGGCCUGGACGGAAACAACUUCUCUCUCCGUCAUCAUUUCUGUUUCCAACCAAACAAUAUGUUCAUCAUGGUCAAAACUGGAUCAACAGAAAAUAUAUUUUUGAAGUUGUAAAAUGGUCUUUUUUGUGGCUGAAAAUAAACUUGAAUAUCAGAAAUGCCA